AUGGUUGGUUCUGUGGAUGUACUUGCAUUCUUCUUUAAAUUGCUCUCUCGACCAAAGACAACUCAAAAUUCUCACGGGACAGCUACAACGUCUUCAGAUUACUGGUCUUGGGCAGCAAUGCAUUCACCAUUUGAAACGGCGUCAUUCGCGAUCCGAAAAUCUCUUUGCGUGACAAUUUAG
Messenger RNA from Plasmopara halstedii, 180 nucleotides. RefSeq lists its product as uncharacterized. The transcript is spliced from 2 exons. Lineage: Eukaryota; Oomycota; Peronosporomycetes; Peronosporales; Peronosporaceae. The record is from RefSeq and is a predicted model, not a curated record. Bases 1 to 180 code for a protein of 59 amino acids.